This is a messenger RNA of Alligator sinensis (Chinese alligator), 1523 nucleotides long. RefSeq names its product ring finger protein 167 (gene RNF167). Gene Ontology annotation, molecular function: ubiquitin protein ligase activity; zinc ion binding. The record is from RefSeq and is a predicted model, not a curated record. Gene Ontology annotation, biological process: positive regulation of DNA-templated transcription; ubiquitin-dependent protein catabolic process; protein ubiquitination. Lineage: Eukaryota; Metazoa; Chordata; Crocodylia; Alligatoridae. Bases 236 to 1225 code for a protein of 329 amino acids. The transcript is spliced from 10 exons. Gene Ontology annotation, cellular component: cytoplasm; nucleoplasm.
GGCGUGGCUCCCAGCUGCUCUCGCGAGAUCCGCGCGCCGGCCUGGUAAACACAGGCAGGGAGCCGAACCCCCUCCCCCUAUCUAGAGGGCGCCCCCUGCUGCGGCCGGGGAAGCCCCCUGCUGCUGCGCCCAGGGAACGCCGCUGACGUCACUGACGGAGGGAGCCCCCUGCUGCCUGCCGGGGGGGGGACUCCCAUGAGCCAGGCCGGAGUGAGGGGACCCCCCCCGCCCCAGCAUGAGCAGGUCAACGUGGCCCCUGGUCAUCGCUGCCCUGCUGGUGCCCCUCGUCCUGCUGCUGCCUCCUGCCGCUGCCUACAUCCAUGCCGUGUCAGAGCACAACUCCAGCAUGGACUUCUCGGACCUGCCCGCGCUCUUUGGGGCGCCACUGCCCCGCCUCGGCCUCCUGGGCUUCCUGGUGGAGGCGCGGCCCAGCAAUGCGUGCCAGGCCCUGGAGCCGCCACCGGGCCCCAAUGCCAGCGUCUUUGUGGCCCUUGUGCGCCGCUACGACUGUGACUUCGACCUCAAGGUGCUGCACGCACAGCAGGCUGGCUUUGGCGCAGCCGUGGUGCACAACGUCGGCUCUGACAAGCUGCUCAACAUGUUCUGGAACGACGAGCGCGUGAGGGAGCAGGUCUCAAUCCCGGCUGUGUUUGUGGGCGAGACGACGGCUGAGUACCUGCGCGCCGCCUUCACCUAUGACAAGGGUGCUCAUGUGGUCCUGAUGCCCGAGUCCAUCUUCCCGCUGGGCUACUACCUUGUCCCCUUCACUGGCGUUGUGGGUGUCAUCAUCGCUGUCAUGUGCACCAUCCUGAUUGUGCGCUGCAUCCAGCACCGGAAGCGCCUCCGCAGGAACCGGCUCUCAAAGGAGCAGCUCAAGAAGAUCCCGGUACACAAGUACAAGAAAGGGGAUGAAUAUGAUGUCUGCGCCAUCUGCCUGGACGAGUAUGAGGAGGGUGACAGGCUCCGCAUCCUGCCGUGCGCCCACGCCUACCACAGCCGGUGCGUGGACCCGUGGCUGACACGGACACGGAAGACCUGCCCUGUGUGCAAGCAGCGGGCACUGCACAGCCCUGAUGACUCAGACUCUGAGGGCGAGGAGCACGGGGGGCCGGACCCCCCACCUGGUGACGGCGACCCCCCCUCUGAGACCACCCCCCUGUUGUCCCCUGCCGCCCCCUCCUUUGGCAGCCUGGACCCUGUGCCCCCUGGCCCUGUCCUGGUUUGACCCCCCUACAAUGGGGGGCUUUUACCCCCCCAUACCCAGCUGGGGGUGCUUUUAAACCUACUUAUACAAGGGAGGGGGCUUUUAACCCCCCCUUGCUGGGGGGAGCACUCCUAGGUUCCCCAUUCCCCUGAGUGUCCUGGGUGGGCAGGGCUGUGUGUGCCUGAGCCCCCCACCCGUAGACACAUGGAUUCUCCAGGCAGCCUCCCCAGCAGGUGCUUGGGGGGCCAUGCGGCCCCCCCCCCAUAUGAAUAUGGAGAUGGGGGGGCAGUGCUGCCCCCUUCUCCCACCCCCAAGGCUA